Messenger RNA from Rubroshorea leprosula, 5337 nucleotides. The record is from the annotation of a GenBank genome assembly. NCBI's taxonomy places the organism in Eukaryota, Viridiplantae, Streptophyta, Magnoliopsida, Malvales, Dipterocarpaceae.
GUUCCUCCGGAAAAGCCCCCAAGCCACCGACUUUCUCCCCUUGAAAAACCAGGUGAAGGCCUCUUGAAAUUUCCCUCCUUUCUUGCUCAAGAACCAAGUCUCAAGCCUAGAACUCUCUCCCUCAACCCAGAAAUUCCAGAUCUGCUCUGCGUCUUCCUCCCUCUGCCGUCCGCGAGCUGCUCUUGCCGGUGAGAGUGCUUCGGUUUUUGCCCGUGAGCUUUCCCUGCCUUCCCGUCGGUCUCCCCAAGCCACAGCUCCGGUUUUUUGCUGAAAUUUUCUGGUAUGUGGCAACUCUUUUAAGUCCAAUUUCAUUUAAUUAGUGGUUGCCUUGUUGAAUUUGGUCCUUGUGUGACUGCCUGUGUUGUCCGAAUGCUGGCAAGGGAAGAAUGGAAGAUUUCGGCAGCUUAAUUGUGCUUUCUUGUUAAUUCAUGUGGAAAUUACUUGUUGUGGUUGCUGUGAUGUUAAUUGUGGGAAAAUUCUAUGAAAUUCCCGUGAAUUGGCAAUUUUUGCCUAAGCCGGUUCCUCCAUUUUGUCUAUGAGAUUUGGAAAUGUAAAUAUAAAUGCACAAUAUGAUUUUUAGAGCUCAAAUUUCGAAUAGGAAGUAAAAUAAAAUGAAGUAAAUAAAUAAAAUAAAUAUUGCAUUAUGGAGGUUAAUUGCCGGCAAUAUUGAAAAGAAUCAAAUAGGUAGUUCUCAUAUGGUUAUUAAUUCUGGAAUAUUGUGAUUAGGUACUUAAUUAUUCCGCACUGUAGCGCUUGGGAUUAGUGGUCUGUUUGGUGUGAUUUGAGGUAGUGAGUCCCGACGCAUGGGGAGCCCGGAGGAGAGACGAGCUAGACGGCUAGGCACUUUUGGACUUAGAAUUUGUAGCUAGGCCGUUAGUCACCCAUGCUUGACUUAAGAAUUUUUGUGUACAGAACUUAGUAUUAGUCAUGACUGUGUAUAUGAAGUGAUAAAUUUUGUACAUCUGACUGAUGGCUCCAAAACGGCGUGGGCGCCCGAAGGGUAGCUGUAAGGAUCAGGACACUCCUCCGAUCCCAGCUGCCAGUCCCCCUACCCAAGUUGCUCCGCAGGAGGGAGGGACGAGCAAUCCUCAAGUGGCCGCCUUUGUUCAGGAACUUAUGGUAGAGAUAAGACGCCAAGUAUCUCCUGCCACGAGUGUGCCACCUCCAUCCCCGAUGGUCUCCACUCCUACCCCGGUGGUCUCCACUCCUAUGACCCCUACUCCAAUUUCCCCUAUUCCCAUCUCUUCUGCUCCUGCUGUGCCUAGCUGGAAGGUCUAUACAGAAUUCCAGAAGCUAGUGACCCAGAGAUUUGAUGGUAUUGCAGGUUUUGAGCAGGUGGGAUCGUGGAUCACCGAGGUGGAGCAGGGAUUCUACCUACUGCAUGUUUCUGAUGACCUUAAGGUCAAUGUAGGCAGUUUUAUGCUUGCUGGGAAAGCAUUAACUUGGUGGGUGAGUUAUAUGAAGCUACACCAAGGAGAGCCUGAAUUGAGCACCUGGGAUGGUUUUAAGAAGGUGUUCAUGCAAGAGUACAUACCAGAUAGCAGAAGGCGGGAACUGCAAAGGGAAUUUGCAGAUUUGAAGCAAGGGUCAGGUAUUGUUGAGCAGUACAAGGAGGAGUUUGACCGCUAUCUACCUUUUGUGGGUAGCCAAGUUGCCGAUGAGCAAGCCAAGGCCGACAGAUUUCUGUGGGGCUUGAAUUCCGAUAUUUAUUUGGCGGUAAACCAAUUUAAACCCGCCACUUAUCGAGAGGCAGCGGAUAGAGCCAUAGACCAGGAGAAGGCUAUGGCUAGGGUCAAGUCCUCAGGACAGCACGGUGCCGGGUCAUCCCUGGGGAAGAGAAAAUUCGAUGGGAGCUGUAGGCUCUUUGUCCCUGCACCGCAUAGGGCUGCUAUCAGCAAGGGUUCUAAAGGGCCAGGAGCUACCAAGACUGGGGGCCAAGCAUCCAUGGCUCAACGUGCUCGCCCUACUCCACCUACUUGCCAGUUUUGUGGGAAGGUUGGGCACACCCGUGAUCAGUGCCACAUUGCUACUGGAGCUUGCUUUAGAUGUGGCAAGCAAGGACAUCAGAUUGCAAAUUGUCCGUUGCUAGACCCCAAAACUCAAAGUACUCAAUCUACAUCUCAGCAGGGGUCUACCAAUCAGGGGGCACCGAAACAGAAUGUCGACGAAGCUGCGGCUACCGACGUAAUCACGGGUACCUUGCCUGUUAACUCUGAUUUUGCACAUGUUUUAUUUGAUUCGGGUGCAUCGCACUCCUUUAUUGCUCGAUCUUAUGCUUUGAAACGAGCUUUGCCUGUUGAUACCUCUGAUUGUGAACUGCAUGUGGACACCUCUUUAGGAGGGAUGAUGACUACUAGAGAUGUGUGUAGGAUUAUGAAUAUUUAUAUUGAUGGUAGACAAUUGAGUGCUAGCCUGUUUGUUUUAGAUAUUUCUGAUUUUGAUAUUAUUUUGGGGAUGGAUUGGUUGUCAAAACAUUUUGCCUCUAUAGACUACCAUCGGAAAUGGGUAAUUUUUAAUAUCCCUGGUGAGCCAGAAUUUAGUUUCCAAGGCAGUGGUUCUUUUGCUCCACCCAUGCUAAUAUCUACCUUGCAGGCUCAGAAAUAUCCUGUAAAUGGUUGCCAAGGUUUUCUAGUUUCCGUCACCGAUGCUAGUAGUGUGACAUCGAGACUAGAAGACAUACCAGUGGUGCGUGAGUUUCCGGAUGUAUUUCCAGAGGAUCUCCCAGGUUUACCUCCGGAUAGGGAGGUUGAAUUUGCUAUUGACCUUGUUCCUGGCACCGGACCUAUUUCUAAAGCACCAUAUCGUAUGGCUCCUACAAAAUUGAAGGAGUUAAAGAUUCAGCUGAAGGAACUCCUUGAGAAGGGGUUUAUACGCCCUGGUGUGUCACCUUGGGGAGCUCCAGUGUUGUUUGUUAAGAAGAAAGAUGGGAGCAUGAGACUGUGCAUUAAUUACCGGGAACUAAAUAAGGUGACUGUGAAGAACCGGUAUCCCCUUCCUAGAAUUGAUGACCUGUUUGACCAGCUCAAAGGUGCCCAGGUAUUUUCUAAGAUUGAUCUUCGGUCUGGCUACCACCAGUUGAAGAUUAAACCUGAUGAUGUGCCAAAGACUGCCUUUCGCACCCGUUAUGGUCAUUAUGAAUUCCUGGUUAUGCCUUUUGGCUUAACAAAUGCCCCUGCCAGAUUUAUGGACUUGAUGAAUCGAGUAUUUAGCCAGUACCUAGACAAGUUUGUGGUCGUCUUUAUUGAUGACAUUUUGGUCUAUUCUGCUAGCCAUGCUGUUCAUGAAAAGCACUUAAGGAUAGUCCUCGAGACAUUGAGAAGUGAGAGGCUGUUUGCUAAAUUUAAGAAGUGUGAAUUUUGGCUAGACAAUGUUGCAUUCUUAGGUCACGUUGUGACUAAGAAUGGAAUUUCUGUUGACCCCCAGAAAAUUGAGGCCGUGGUGAAUUGGAAAAGGCCAAAUAGUGUCGCAGAAAUUCGAAGUUUUCUGGGAUUGGCUGGUUAUUUCCGCCAAUUUGUGGGGGAUUUCUCCAGAAUUGCUCAGCCAAUGACUCGUCUGAUCAGGAAGGAUGCCAAGUUUGAGUGGACUCCAGAGUGUGAGGAGAGCUUUUUGACCUUGAAGGAGAAGUUGGUCACUGCCCUUGUACUUGCACUUCCAAUCCAUGGGGAAGGAUUCACCAUAUAUAGUGAUGCCUCUAAAAAGGGUUUGGGAUGUGUCUUGAUGCAGAAGGAUAGGGUUAUUGCAUAUGCCUCUCGGCAGUUAAAGCCUUAUGAAGAAAAUUACCCUACCCAUGAUCUGGAGUUGGCAGCCGUGAUAUUUGCGCUCAAGAUCUGGAGGCAUUAUCUAUACGGUGAGACUUGUGAAAUCUUUACCGAUCACAAGAGUCUUAAGAAGUCCUCUGGCACUGCCUCUAGCAUCCUUGCCACUCAGAAAGAGUUACUUGAGGACCUUGUGAAACUGGAUGUGGAGCUGAGAAUGGACAGCACUAUGGCUUAUCUAGCCGCUCUCAGUGCACAACCUGCAUUAAUAGAUAGAAUUAAACUUGCCCAGCAGAAAGAUCCUUUCUUGCAAAGGAUGAAGGAAAAAGUAAGAGUCGGGGAACCCCACAUGCAAGAAUUCAGAAUUUCUGAUGAUGAGAUUCUGUGGUUCGGUAACAGGCUGUGUGUACCAAGAGAUCAUGCUCUAAGGCGCCUACCACGAACCUUAAAGGGUAAUGAUUCCAUCUGGGUCAUCGUUGAUCGAUUGACCAAAUCAGCUCACUUCUUACCCUACCGGACUGGCACCUCCAUUGAAAAGCUUGCCAAUAUGUACAUGGAGGAAGUAGUCAAGCUACAUGGAGUCCCUGUGUCUAUUGUGUCAGAUAGAGAUACCAGAUUUUUAUCUCAUUUCUGGACAAGCUUGCAGCAGGCACUUGGUACUCAAUUAAAUUUCAGCACGGCCUUUCAUCCUCAAACUGAUGGGCAAUCUGAGAGAACUAUCCAGAUACUUGAGGACAUGUUGAGGGCUUUUGUUCUAGAUUGGAAAGGUUCGUGGAAUCAACACUUAUCCAUGGCUGAGUUCGCAUAUAAUAACAGUUAUCAAUCCAGUAUCCGCAUGGCACCGUUUGAGGCGUUGUAUGGUCGAAGGUGUAGAUCACCUGUUUGUUGGACGGAGGUGGGCGAAAGGAGUAUUUUAGGCCUAGAAUUGGUGCAACAAUCUUCUGAGAUUGUGCAGUUAAUCAAGGAACGCCUUCCUGCUGCACAAAGCAGGCAGAAAAGCUAUGCGGAUAAAAGGAGGCGAGAUCUCGAGUUUGAAGUUGGUGACCAUGUAUUUUUGAAGGUGUCACCCACUCGAGGUGUCCUCAGGUUUGGCAUCCAGGGAAAAUUGAGUCCGAGGUAUAUUGGACCAUAUCCUAUCUUGGAAAGGAUUGGCGAAGUAGCUUAUAGAUUGGAGUUGCUUGGAAAUCUAGCGGGUGUUCAUGAUGUGUUUCAUGUGUCCUUAUUUCGGAAAUAUGUUUCCGACCCGAGUCACAUCAUUAAUCCCGAACCAAUUCAACUCCGGGAGGAUCUUACUUAUGACGAGCACCCGAUCCGCAUUUUGGAUUUCAAGGAGAGGAUAAUGCAGAGAAGGACCAUUCGUUUCGUUAAGGUCCUCUGGGACAACCAUUCGGUUGAAGAAGCUACUUGGGAGUUAGAAUCCAAGAUGAGGCAGGAACAUCCGCACCUCUUCCAAGAUUGAGGGAUGAGUUUAGGGGACUAAACUCCUUUUUAGGAGGGGUGGAUGUAAUACCCCAAAAUUUUCAAGAACAAUUAAGUGUAAGCUAGGGACCUAAUUGUGAGAAAAUAAUGUUUUUAAACUUAA